Messenger RNA from Hemicordylus capensis (graceful crag lizard), 2449 nucleotides. RefSeq names its product GTPase IMAP family member 8-like. The coding region runs from base 389 to 1858 and encodes 489 amino acids. The transcript has 4 exons. Lineage: Eukaryota; Metazoa; Chordata; Lepidosauria; Squamata; Cordylidae. Gene Ontology annotation, molecular function: GTP binding. The record is from RefSeq and is a predicted model, not a curated record.
GCCCGGUUCGGAUCGGCGAGGGGAACGCGUGGGUGGGUGCCCGGAAGGGGCCUGGACGCUGCCGGGCCCGCCACACACAGCCCCAGGCGGGGCAGGCACACGCACGAGGACCAUCUCGGGCAGCUCUGAAGCCAGCCUGAGCGCCUGCAGACAGUGCCCCGGCCCAGGCGCUCCAGGCCUUGCUCUUGGGGAGGGCGACGGGUCCUGUGUCCUUUGCGCGCGUCUGAAGGCAGGACACCAGACAAGUCCCCUGGGUAGCGAAGAGGUGGCAGUUCUCAAACAGCUCUGCACCUGCGGAACUCCCUGCCCCAGGAGACUCGCAAGAACGGAGGCUUUUCUUCUACGAAGCAGUAGCACCCCUUCAUCUGGAGGGAGGAAAAGCCAGAACAUGGAUUGGUUGAGGAGCUGGGGACCAUAUCUUGCCGGACCCAGCCCUUUGCCCCAAAUCCCGGAACUUCGGAUUGUCCUCGUUGGGAAGCCGGGAGCAGGGAAGAGUGCAACAGGAAACUCCAUUCUUGGCAAGGAGGCAUUUGAGGUCGGCUCCAGAACAACCUCUUGUCACCUAGGAAUCCGGGCAUGGGAGAGGAGGCGGGUCAUCCUCAUUGACACUCCAGCUAUUCCAGAACUGGAUGGGGACAACCCCCAGACUUCCCCUGCAGUCCAGCACUGCUUCCGUCUUUCCAGGCCAGGCCCCCACGCUCUGGUGUUGGUGACCCAGCUGGGCCUUUUCACAGAGGAAGACAAGAAGGCGAUAGGCUGGGUCCAGAAGGUGUUUGGCCCCGAAGCCUUGAAGAACACCAUCCUUGUAUUUGCUGGAAAAGAUGCUCUGGGCGGCCAAACCUUGGAGGAGUAUCUCUCUGAUAACAAGGGUCAUCAGGACAUGUUUGAUGCCUGUAAUCUCCAGGGCUACGUAUUCCACAGCAAAGAGAGGGAAGAAAGUUUGGUUGAGGAACUGCUCUCCAAGGUUGAGAAGAUGGUGCUGGCAAAUUCAUACAGACCCUUCUGCAUCCUUGAAACGGCCAAGCCUCCCCAAAACCUUCCAAAGGAAAUGCAAGUUAUGGAGGUGGAAGGAGAAUGCAAAGAGAUCAUUUUGCGGGUGGAAACGGAGAACUCAAAUGCAGGAAGAGAAGGCACCCUUGCUCAGGCAGCUGCCAAUGAGAGCAUCGCCCUGCCUUUUGAGGAACCAGAGCUGCGGAUUGUCCUUGUUGGGAAGACAGGCGGAGGGAAAAGUGCGACUGGAAAUACCAUCCUUGGGGGAAAAUGUUUCGACUCCAGGCUUGACUUAAAUCUGGUCACAAAGUCUUGCCAGUUAGGAAUCAGGGAAUGGAGGGGGAAGCGAGUUGUCGUUCUUGACACACCCGCCCUUUUUGAUGCUGGAUGCCAGGAUGCUGCUGGGAGGGAGCUCUGCCUCUGCCUUUCCAGCCCAGCCCCCCGUGCUCUGGUGCUGGUGACCCAAGUGGGCCGUUUCACGGAGGAAGACCACCAGGCAGCAGAGGAAGUGAAGAAGAUAUUCGGCAGCAAGGCCCCAAAGGACAUGAUCGUCUUAUUCACACGCAGAGAAGACUUGUGCGAUGGCAGCCUGGAGGACUAUAUUUUGCACUCCGACAACCAGUGCUUUAAGGAGUUGAUCGAUGCAUGUGGCAGCCGCUACUGUGGUUUCAACAACAAGGAAACAGGGGAGAAGGCAGCAGCCCAGGCCGAACAGCUGCUUUCCAAAAUCGAGGAGAUGAUGGAGUCAGAGAACAAAAGCGAGACCUUCACGGUUAUAACAUUGGUUGAAGCUUCUGAGAAACAAACUAGAAAAAGACCCAGGGAUGAGGAGGAGGAGGAGAGCCACAAGCACGUAGACACAGAGUAGUACAAAGUGCUGCCCCAUAAUCAACAGCUUGUGGUCCAUUUCAGACCAUACAAGGGUUCUCCAAGAGCCCUGUGGGGCCUCCUGCCUGCCUGGUCUGCUCCUGGUGACAGCCAAGCUCCAUGUUUCCUUAUGUAUUGCUUAGGCUGUUCAAGCUCUGGAGGCCAUAACUGUGAUGAUUCAAUGCAAAGUACAGACUAUGGGCAUGAUCCUCCAGGAACCUCUCCUGCACAAGCCCCUUUGCAAUGAGUAGGAUUUGUGUGGGACCACAGUCUGUUACCAUGUGAACUGCAUAAGUCCACAAUGUUGACUAUCCUACCCCAUGGUGUAAGCCUUUAGUUAGGAUUUUACUCAUAUUCCUAAAUAAUUAUAAUCUUGUUUUGCUUGGCACACAUUCUAAACCAAUGAAGAACAAAUCGCAUCUUCCAACAUUGCCUGUGUUCUGUCCAUACUAGGUUAUGCAAUGAUUUUCCAAACUAAUGUUACUGAGGAAGAGCUGAGCUUGCUAAAUCAGAUAAAAAAUACUUUUAGCACAGCCCAGUUCAUUUACAAGUUAAGUGGUCUGCCAUUAAAGCACAGUUAUGUUUUCAAGGA